AGCAUCACAGGAGGGAUCUCUUACAUCCUGUGGAAAGCUCACUCUGCUGGUGCUUUAUCUCUCUGUCUCUGCUAAACUUCUUAAUCUGUGUGGUCAAUCAUGGCUGAAAGAAAUGGGACCUGCAAAACCUCUGCUGUCAUCUCACUCCUUGCUCUUAUGAUGCUCACUUUUCUGGACUUAUCAGCUGCAGCAACAGAAAAGAAGGUUCCAAGCAGACCGUACAGAAUGCGAGCUCGAUCUUCAGCUCAACGCUCUUUUGCUCCUCAGUCUGCGGGUCUCAGAAGUACUCGCAGAUUUCUUUCCAAUGCUGGAGAAAGCUCUAGAAGAGCUUAUGCCCCACGGAAGCCAGUUGUCCAAGAACAAGAAAAUGCACAACGAGCAUCUGAAUCAGUUCACUUGGUGUCAGUCCAGUCAAUGAAUCCUCAAGAGAAGAGCCAACCAGUGUAUCGAGCAGCCGUUACAAAGCUUAAAAUUCCAGAGGAUAAUCAUCUCUUGGAACCAAAGGAUUUGAGCAUAAGAGUAAUUUCUUCACAGUCUGUGCUAGUCACAUGGGUUGAUCCUUUGUAUGAAAAGUCGGCAAACAUCGGCUCGAACAGAGAGUACACUGUUCGUUACAGAGAAAAGGGAGAGUCUGCACGAUGGGAUUACAAAACAAUAAACACUAGACGCGCAAUGGUGGAUGAUUUAUUACCUGAUGCUAUGUAUGAAUUUUCUGUCCGCAUUUCCCAAGGAGACAAAGAAGGCCAUUGGAGCCCAUCAGUUUUCCAAAGAACCCCAGAAUCUCCUCCAACGAGCGCCCCUGAAAACCUAUAUGUGGCCCCACUGAAUGGAAAAAAGACAGCAGUGAGAGCAAUGUGGGAUAAACUCUCAGAUUCCAAUGGCCGGAUAAAGGAAUACAUAAUCUCAUAUGCUCCGGCUAUGAAACCAUUUGGUGCUAAAUCAGUAUCGUACUCAGGAACUUCUACAUCUGCCAUAAUUGAUGGACUACAGCCUGGAGAACGCUACAUCUUUAAAAUCCGUGCAGCAAACAGAAGAGGGCAGGGACCCCAGUCCAAAGCAUUUACGGUCAUCAUGCCAGGUAGCGCUACACCAAAGGAUUUGUAUAGUGAGUCUCCAACAAAGGAUGUUUUGAAAGGAGAAAAUAAAAAAAAUAAAAAAGAUGAGGAGUCUUCCCUAGAAGACACUUUAGAUUUUCCAAAAAGCAGUCUGAAACUUAAUUCUAAACUGUCAAAUACUCAUGAAAACCCUGGUAGAAAAGAUACCUUUUUAGAUUCCAACCCUGAAUCAUCUGAAGACCUUAAGGAUAUCGAAAUAACAACAACAUUAGCGCCUAAAACUUCAGCCACACCCCAGAGGAGACGCAUUCGUCCUUUUUCAUCAAAUGAUCCAUUAAAUACUGGAAGGCGGCCGUUCAGAAUUAAUCCAUUAUAUUUAGGAAGAAAUAUAAAUGGCCGUAAAUCUGUUUCUCCUACUGUUCCUGUAGAUGAAAACAAUGAAACAAAGAAUUCAGAACUGGAAGAUGACAAACAUUUAUCUGAGAGGAAUCUACCAUCAAAAACUAUGGAUAAGAGUCCCAGAGAAAGAGAGGAAGACACUGAAGAACAAGAUAAUGUUCCAUUAAAGGAUGUUACAACUAAGUUUUCUAAUAUAGAUUCCAGUCCAGCAGGAAAGGAUGACAGUGAAUCUCAUUUAGAAAUAAGCAAGUCUUUGUCAGCUUCAUCGUAUACCCUGAAAAAGGGAAACCAGAGAACCUCUUUAAGUAGAGUACCAAAUAAGCAGUCUUCUACUCCAACAAGAUCACCUGCAGCAAACCCACCAAAUAGUUCAUCUCAUCUGCAUUCAACUAGUUUGCUGGAGAAAGAGAAAGACAUCCCUGAAAAUGCUAACAAAUAUGAUUCCAGUCCUGCUAUAACCAAGGAAACAAAUUAUGGGAUCCCGCACACAUCCAUCAAAAGAAAACCACAGGCAAAAGUAACUACCCCACGUAAAAUUAGUCUAGAUUCUAACAAACAGUCACAUUCUGUUGCCCUUUCAAACCGGGCCAAGGAAACAAUGUCUUCUGCUGGCCGCAAUUCCGGAAAUAUUGACCCUGAAAGCGAAGAAGCAAAUAAUGACAGAAGUAGCUUUUCUAAUGCACCUGAAGGUGAAGAGGCCAUUUCUGAUGUUUUUGAUCCAGAAAAAUCCCUUCAAAAUAAAAAGGCUUCAACUUUACAUCCUAUCACAAAGACAAGCUCAACAUCUGAUGAGAAAAACAUCUAUUCUGUCAAAAAUUCUGGCUUUUCUGGCUAUAAGACAACAAAGACAACAGUUAGCAGUACAAUAAGAACUCUUUCUCCAACAACUCCUUCAGCUACAACUACUGAAUCCCCAACCACAAGUGAAUCUUACAAAGAGAAUAUAAGCAAAUUUAACAAAUACCACAUCAAAAAAAUUGAUACGGAUGCUAAGGUUUCUUCUUCGAAUCAGCAACCUUCUGUCACAUCAGUCUCUGGAAAGUCAGCUUUAUCAAUAUUAGAAUAUUAUAGGCGGAGGAGUUCCCAGUUAAAGCCUAAUACUGGCAGUAAAUACAUACCUAAAAGCAACCCAAAGACAUCCUCAAGUGUAAUAGUUCACACGACGGCUAUUUUAACAACAACUUCACCAACAACCGCUUUGGUGCUAAAACAUUUAGAAUCUAAAAAUAUAAAUGCUGAAAAGAGAGACACACCUUUGAAGCAAACUCAAGUACAUCCUAAGCCUCUUUCAAAUGAACAAAGUAGUGAUCAUUUACUUAUAUCACAUUCUUCUGCCACUCAGUUAUCAAAACAACCCAAUGAAAAUCCUACAUCGGUACUAAUGACCCCCAAGCAGAAAGAAAAGUAUGACCUGCCAAAUAAGGAAGAAAAUAUAAAUGGAAAAGCAGACCUAUCUAAACCAGUCAUUAGAUCCAGAACCCCAGUUCGAGCUGGCCAUCAAGAUUUUAAGAAAGCAACAGUUGGCCAGCCUAUUAAACAAAAUGUUCCUGAUGACGAAACUAUGCAACAUAGGGUGAAGUCUUCAGCAAUCAAAAAGGGUGAGAUUUCUACAGAUAUUGAACAGGUAAAUCUGGGUCACCAAGGCCAUGAGCUUGAAGAAGAAGGAAUAAAGGAAUCAAAACUAACAAAUCCUACAUUAUCUAGGAAUUCUCCUGCAUCUUCCUUAACUCCAUCCUCCUACCCUAAAGAACAUUACCCAAGUAUAGCAAAAGCAGUUGUCCCUCAGGUUAAGAACACUGAAGGCAUAUAUAAUACUGGUAAUCAGCAUUCGGAAUCAUCAAAUUCCUAUUUACCAAGUAACAGGAAUAUUGGUUUUACAAGGACAUCUGCCAGCAAGCCCCAUACUUCCACUUCAGACGUUGAUGACUCUCUUAAAUAUGGUUCAGCUCUGCCAAAAACAGAUAUUUCAACUAAAGAGAUUUCUAAGCCUUCUUUAAAACCUGAGCAGUCAGAAUAUGAAAAGAAUCUAAAACCAACCUCAAGGACAAGACAGGGUCCAUACUCUAAUACUGGAGCAUCUAAACACAGAAACGUUAAUGGGAAUGUUUUUAACAAGAAAAAUGUAAUAGAUACUUCCUUUUCACAAAAGCAGUCAGCAACAUUAGAUGAGGAAGAGGGGUUAAGUGCUCCACCAACUGUAAAGGAAAACACUCACAAAACUGCAAGAAUUUUCCCGUCUUACACAAAUAAACAUUCUGUAAUAGCAAGAAAUUCACCAAGGUCCACAACAACUGUUGCUCCAUACACAAAUCGCCCACUUAGCUCUACCAGAGCUUCUCCAUACAGAUUAAUUCCUUCAGUUGCCAGACAGUUAAACAUUGGUCGAUCCUACUACUCCAGAACUACACCUUCGCCUACAACUUCUCCUGUGCGUACUGCGUCUCCUACUCUUUCUUCACGUCAUAGAAUACUAAAUUCAAGGUUUGGAUCUCCUGGGCGAAGGCCAUACGGAAGACCUUUCUACAGGCAAGGUAAUAACGGAAGACCGUAUCUGAUGUCACGAGGGAAUGGGAACAGGAAUGUGCCAGCCUCUAGCAACGGGAACCUUAAUGGACAGAGGAUGAUUUAUGGUCCUGAAGGAACAAAGUGGGUUGUAGAUCUGAAUCGUGGAUUAGUUCUUAAUACUGAAGGACGAUAUCUUCAGGAUUCUCACGGAAAACCUCUUCGUAUAAAGUUAGGAGGAGAUGGGAGGACCAUUGUUGACCUACAGGGUACCCCAGUUGUCAGCCCUGAUGGGUUACCUUUGUUUGGAAAUGGAAGGUUCAGUAAACCAUUAGCCAGUCCACAGGAUAAACCAGUUCUGAGUCUAGGAGGAAGACCACUGAGGGGUCUUGAAGUGGCAAGAACCACCAGAAUCCCAACAACAAGAAUGACAACAACUCUUCCUACCACAACAACCACCACAGCUACAACCACGCUCCCAACCACCACAUUACCUACCACCACCACCACUACUACGACACCUGAACCAACAACUGAACCAACAACUGUGCCUACAACAGAAGAGAUCCCAUACCCAACCUGUCCUCCAGGAUCUUACACACAAUAUGAUGAGGAAGGAAACCUUAUUAUGGGCCCUGAUGACAAGCCUGAUUGUUAUGAAGAAGACAGCUUCUCUGGUCAAGAUUUUAUUGUUUCCACUGAGGCAGCAGAGACUGUUACAGAUUAUGAAAUAAUAAAGACAACUCAACCGCCGGUGAAAAUAACACCACCACCACCACCACCACCACCAUCUUUCACAGAGGAGUCGGAAAUUAAAUCAUUUGGCACUAACUUGGUGUCAGAAUAUGAUGUUGCCGGAAAGAAGAGAUUCACAGCACCUUAUGUGUCAUACAUAAGUAAAGAUCCAAACACUCCCUGCUCACUGACAGAUGCUCUUGACCACUUCCAAGUAGAAAAUUUAGAGGACAUCAUACCUAAGGAUUUCAAAGAGGGAGUUUUACCUCCCCAGAAUAUAUCCUACAACAUCACUGUUGUGGCUGUAGAAGGCUGCCAUUCCUUCGUCAUUCUAGAUUGGGCCAAACCCAAGAAGGGAGAUUUCAUCACAGGAUACCUGGUCUACAGUGCUUCUUAUGAUGACUUUCUGAGGAACAAGUGGUCGACUCGAAAUGCAGCAGCAACCAGUUUCCCUGUAGAAAACCUGAAGCCCAACACAAGGUAUUACUUCAAAAUUCAAGCAAAGAAUCCCUAUGGGUUUGGACCAGUGAGCCCCUCUGUGUCAUUUGUUACUGAAUCAGAUAACCCAUUACUUAUUGUGAGGCCUCCAGGUGGUGAGCCAAUAUGGAUCCCCUUUGCAUUCAAGCAUGAUUCUAGUUUCUCUGGCUGCAAUGGCAAACAAUAUGUCAAGAGAACAUGGUACAGAAAGUUUGUUGGUGUUGUCCUGUGCAAUUCCUUGAGGUAUAAGAUUUACCUAAGUGAAAAUCUACGAGACACGUUUUACAGCAUAGGAGAUAGUUGGGGAAGAGGUGAGGAUCACUGUCAAUUUGUGGAUUCAUACAUGGAGGGACGGACAGGACCACUUUCUGAAAUAGACAUACUACCAAUGGUUGAUGGCUAUUACCGGCAUUACAUCCAAGAACCAGUGAAGUUUGGUCAAAUUGGCUAUGGAACUCCCCAUAACUAUGUUGGUUGGUAUGAAUGCGGAGUGCCCAUACCAGGAAAAUGGUAACCUACUGGUGUUCCUACCAUGUUCUAAAUAUUUUCCAGAACAUCUGCAUGUAGAGAAGCUGGUGGUUAUCCAACUGACUUGCAAUAAAAGGAUUAACAGCACUGGGUUGAAAUGGACAAAUAUAUAUAUAUAUUAUUCUACAUGCUUCAAGACAAUAUCAGACCAAAAACACUGUGUCAACGUGAAUAUUUGGUGCUGCUUCUAAUACUUUCUAGAAGCCCAAGUAGAACUCUGUGUUCCGUUCUUUCUGCUUUGAUACGCAUAUUGAUCUGGUUGUAUGGGAUCCCACACUUAGUGAAAGCCCAUAAGCCACGAAGCCAAACUUGGAAUUAUCUUCUAACUUGCAAGAAUGACCUAAGCAUGCUGUGCUUGCUUACAUGUAAGCUAAACACUUACCAUUGUUUUUAAUGGAAAUCAUCUGCCAUUAACCUCUGUCAACGUUUGAUGCUUCAGAAUUCAAUCACGCUUAUUUACUAGCUGCAAGUGGAAAUCAGACAGUCGUCCUUUGAACAUGCACUUGUUGGAGCUUUCACCCAGUCACGGUCUACAUUGGAUGUAUGUUUGUCAGAAUCAGAAUUGUGUCAACAUUACAUGUGCACUACUUAAAUGCAAAUGCAUCAGGGAUAGCAUUUAUCUAUAGCCAAAACAUGUUCAUGAGGUAUUUUUCCAUUUCCUGUUAAAGUAUCAUUGUGUUAGUCUUGAUAUAUUAUAUUUCCCAUCAGUAUGUUGCCACGUCUUAAAAUUAAUUUGUCAUAUUUCCAGAAUAUUAUACUAUAUUUUCCAUUUCUAUAUAAUCUAUAUAAUGAUGUAUACAGAUUAAAAUAUGCAAUGUAUUAGAAACCUACCUUUUUUGUAUACCAUGGGAUCAACCAUCUCAACUUCCUGUUCUAAGGAUAUGCAUGAUUAUUCCUCCUCAUUAAGUUAUUUCGCCCCCUUUACUAAGUUGUUGUCCUUCUUAGGUGGCUCUGGCAGUCAUUAUAAGAGUAGAGUGAGGAGAAUGGGAGAUAAACUCAGGAAAGGAAA
Molecule: messenger RNA, 6705 nt
Organism: Spea bombifrons (plains spadefoot toad)
Lineage: Eukaryota; Metazoa; Chordata; Amphibia; Anura; Pelobatidae
Gene: FNDC1
Product: fibronectin type III domain containing 1
Exons: 20
Coding region: 100-5682 (1860 amino acids)
Molecular function (GO): protein binding
Source: RefSeq, a predicted model, not a curated record